Fukomys damarensis (Damara mole-rat) is the source of this 2213-nucleotide messenger RNA. RefSeq names its product transporter 1, ATP binding cassette subfamily B member (gene Tap1). Gene Ontology annotation, molecular function: ATP binding; ABC-type oligopeptide transporter activity; ATP hydrolysis activity. Bases 154 to 1809 code for a protein of 551 amino acids. The record is from RefSeq and is a predicted model, not a curated record. The transcript is spliced from 11 exons. Gene Ontology annotation, biological process: transmembrane transport. Gene Ontology annotation, cellular component: membrane. NCBI's taxonomy places the organism in Eukaryota, Metazoa, Chordata, Mammalia, Rodentia, Bathyergidae.
GCUGCCCUGUGGCACAAACUUGGGGGCCUCUGGGUGCCCAGCGGUGCUGGCGGCUCUAGCGUCUUGGUGCGCAGGCUGCUGGGCCUCCUGGGCGCUGAGAUUCACCGGCUCCCGCUGGUUCUGGCUUUGCUGAUCCUCUCCUGCCUGGGGGAGAUGGCCAUCCCGUUCUUCACGGGCCACCUCACGGACCGGAUGCUGCGGGACAGGACAGCCACUAACUUCACCCGGAACAUAGCGAUCAUGUCCGUCAUCAUCAUAGCCAGUGGGCUGAUGGAGUUCCUGUGCGAUGCCCUGUACAACAGCACCAUGGGCCGCGCCUACAGCCGGCUGCAGGCAGAGGUGUUUCAGGCUGUGCUGCGCCAGGAGACCGAGUUCUUCCAGAAGAACCAACCAGGUGUCAUCACGUCUCGGGUGACAAGUGACACGGCCACCAUGUGUGAGUCUCUGAGCUCCGAGCUGAGCCUGCUGCUUUGGUACCUGCUUCGAGGAUUGUGUCCCUUGGUGUUCAUGCUCUGGGGGUCACCGUCCCUCACCCUGGUCACCCUAGCUUCCCUGCCUCUGCUGUUCCUCCUGCCCAAGAAGCUGGGAAAGUGGAACGAGUCGCUGGGAGCACAGGAGUCGGAACUUCUGGCACAGUCCAGCCAGGUGGCCAUCGAGGCCCUGUCGGCUAUGCCUACAGUCCGGAGCUUUGCCAAUGAGGAGGGUGAGGCCCAGAAGUUCAGGCAGAAGCUGGCGGACAUGAAGACCCUCAGCCGGAAGGUGGCUUUGGCCUAUGUAGUCAAUCAGUGGGCCAACACUGUCUCGGGGAUGCUGCUGAAGGUGGCCGUGCUGUACAUCGGUGGCAAGCUGGUGACAGGCGGGGCUGUCACUAGUGGAAAGCUCGUCACAUUUGUUCUCUACCAGAACCAGUUCAUCUCGGCUGUUGGGGUACUGCUGCACCAGUAUCCCAGCGUACAGAAGGCCAUGGGCUCCUCAGAGAAAGUACUUGAAUACCUGGACCGGACCCCUCAAUGUCCACCCAGCGGUCCGCUGGCUCCCUUGAGCAUGGACGGCCUCGUCCAGUUCCAAGAUGUCUCCUUUUCCUACCCAAGCAACCCCGAUGUCUUGGUGCUGCAGGGGUUGACAUUCACCCUGCGACCCGGGGAGGUGACGGCCCUGGUGGGACCCAAUGGCUCUGGGAAGAGCACCGCGGCUGCCCUGCUGCAGAAUCUGUACCAGCCCACGGAGGGCCAGGUGCUGCUGGCUGGGAAGCCCCUGCCUCAGUAUGAGCACCAUUACCUGCACAGACAGGUGGUUGCUGUCGGACAAGAGCCUCGGCUGUUUGGAAGAAGCCUUCGGGAAAAUAUUGCCUAUGGCCUCACCCCAGAGCCAACUCUGGAAGAAGUCAAAAUUGCCGCGCGGAAGUCCGGAGCCCACAGCUUCAUCUCGGAACUUCCUCAGGACUACGACACAGAUGCAGGCGAGGGUGGGAGCCAGCUGUCAGGAGGUCAGCGCCAGGCCGUGGCUCUGGCCCGAGCACUCAUCAGGAAACCCCGUGUCCUCAUCCUGGACGAUGCCACCAGUGCCCUGGACAAACACAGUCAGUUACAGGUGCGGCAGCUCCUCUACGCCAGCCCGGAGCGCUGCUCUCGCUCGGUGCUGCUCAUCACGCAGCAGCUGAGCCUGGCGGAGCCGGCUAACCACAUCCUGUUGCUGAAAGAAGGCGCCAUCUGUGAGCAGGGAACCCACCAGCAGCUCAUGGCGAUGGAGGGGCGCUACUGGGACAUGGUGCGGGGCCCUGUGCAGGCUCCUGAGCGCGCUCCAGAGUGAAGGCUCCUCGGAUCUGCGCGCUCCCUUCCUUUCCCAGUCUCCAGCUCCCCUGGAGAACUGGGGAGACCCGGCAGAGCUGCACGGCGCGCGGCUGCCGCUAGGGGAGUUCCGUGCGAGCCCCUGGUGUGCUCACAUUUGCCAAGGGCGUUAGCGUCCUCUCGCAGCUGCUCUUAGUAGUGCAGACCUCCAGGAAGACCGACGGGGCGCCUCACUCGCAGUGUAACUGGUUUAUGGCCAGGUUGGUGCUUUGGUGUAAGACGGUGCUCUGGAAAGGAGGAGAAAUAUUCAGAACACAGGGCAGUCUCAACUGCUCUGUGACCAGAGGCUUAGGUCGGCUCCUGAAUACCCUGUGGGUUCUUGAUAUUUAUAAUAAAAAGGUGUUUUGCACUGCGGUUUCUCCCGUU